UGAUAACGGAAAAAGAGCAUUUUAAAACUAAUUUAACAAAAAUACUGUAAUAAAAGCUGUAGAAAGGGAAAUGGGCAUUCCAGUGCAAGGGAAAAUGUGAGUCAGUAACUGUAUGAGUUCCAGCAAUUUUUUUUUUAAAUCCAUCUGUAACGUGGAGCAACAGUCACCAGAAGAGGAAUCUGGCAAGGCAAAUUGUUGCCUCCACCUCUGAAACAAGAAUUUGUGGGUAUUUUCAGAGCAGGAGCCUGGAUUUAGUGAACCUGUAAGCUAUGGUAUUGGGCUAUAUCUUCCAACAGCAUCAUUAAGAAGCAAUUGGUAGCCUUAGACUGUAGAGAAACCACUGGUCUCAUUUAACUUAAAGCAAUGAGUAAGGAGGUGCAAGGAAAGGAUCUCUUGAAGGACCCUUUGCUUAUUCUUACUAAAAAAUCCUAUAUCUAUGAAGUGAUUUAAUUGUAUCAUCUGUGUAAACUUUGCUUUUACAUAGCAUGGUCCAUAUCUUAAUAGUGAAGGGAUGCUUGUGUGGACCACCUGUUUCCUUUUCACGGUCAGAGUGUUUCUACAGAAAGCAUGUUGAUUGCGUGAUAAGUAACGUUAAACGCUUAGCAAUCAAACGUGACAUUGGAGUUGAAAAGAAGAGGCUGUGACUCUCUGAGGACUACCACUAAGAUAGAGACCACGUAUGGGUGGUACAUCACAGUUUGAAAAUCACCCUGCAAUCUCCAGCCCUCGAACAACUUGGAAGAUGCGGAGGGAGGUAGCAAUGUGACCUUUAUAAAUAGCUGAGUUAUGCUUGAUUUCUUUUUUUUUUUCUUGUGGCUUGGAUAUGGAGAAGCACACACAGCCCGUGUGACUUUGAAAACUUGAACGGAAAUGAAACAGGAAGCCAGAUCCUUUCACAGCUUGUUGAUCUGUGAAGACGAGCUAAGUCUGUAGAGACUCAUUUUCCACCCCCAGCAAAAGAAGUCAGGGGAGAGAAAUCCAGCUGGGGGAAUACUCUGGAGAGGAGAUGCAGAGGCGACAUGACAGAAAGGCAAGUAAGAACAGAGACCAGUCCCCGGAGCAAGAAAAACGAAGCAGAAUUAACCACUCAAAGAGAAGUGUUGGAAGGCAUGAGGUGCAGUCCUGGACAACAGCCACCAAGCAAUCCUUGUGUCUCCUGUGGCAAAAAGUGAAAGUGCAGCUAAUGCUAAGCAUGUCUUUCCUCAUUGCUGUUUUUUGGUAUUGCAGAAGGCUAUACAGCUUUUUAGCACAGCUACUGAAACGGUGGAGCAACUACCUUCAAAGAAAACUCAUAAGUAAUCUCAGUGUGCUGACAGAAGUUGAUCUACUUGGUUACAGUGCGAGAGAAUGGAAAGGAGAAACAAAGCAGGCCAAACACAUGAGGGAGGCAUAUGAAGAAUUGUUUUGGAGCUGUCAUAUCAAAUACCUGCGACAAGUCAGGAGGGACAACUAUUGUGUACUAAGAGCGGUGCUUUUUCAGAUAUUCAGCCAAGGCAUUCCUUUUCCAUCAUGGAUGAAGGAGAGAGAUAUACUGAAGCUCCCUGAAAAACUUUUGUAUUCUCAAGGUUGCAACUGGAUUCAGCAAUACAGUUUUGGGCCAGAAAGAUACACAGGUCCCAAUGCCUUUGGUAAAUUGCGCAAAUGUAUGGAAACAUUAAAGACAAACUGGACUGAAAUAAGUGCUACUAAAGAUCAUGAAGAAAGAGGAAACAUGUGUAAUGCACUCUUUUCUGAUGAGAGCAAGGAGCACAAACUAUAUGAGGCUAUAAAAUUCAUCAUGCUCUACGAAGUUGUCGAAGCCUAUGAGCAGAUGAAGAACAGGGAGGAACCCAUACACAACCUUUUUAGCCUUCUCCUUGCUCGUGAUUCUUCGUCUGACCCUUUGAGUUUCAUGAUGAAUCAUCUGAACUCCAUAGGUGACUCUAUUUGCCUAGACCAGGUUGAACUGUUUCUUCUUGGAUACUUACUUGAAGUAAAGAUAAGAGUUUACAGACUGCAUAGGUUUAAUACUGAGGAAUUUCAAGUAAACUAUCCAGAUGAAUACCGAAGGGAAUGGAAUGAGAUUUCUCUCCUGACAGAGGAUGACCGCUACUAUCACAUCCCCCUUUUCAGAACGUGAAGGACCAGUGACUUUUUUUCCUUUGUAUAAUAUAGUGAGUGACCAGUUCCAGUGAAUGAGGUUUCCAAUCGGCAGCAGUAAGAUUUUGAGAAUGCUCGUUAAUGAUUACAAAAUGAUUUAUGGAUUUAUUGUGUAAACAUUUUGCUUUCCCACUGCAGCUCAGUUCACCAUCAGUCAGCCAUAAAAACCAUAAAAUAUGUUGCUAUACUGUUUGGGGGGAAAAAAUGUCAUAUUUGAGGGUUGUCAGACAAAAAAGAUUGGACUGUAUGACAAAGAAGGCAAAGGUGAUGCUGGGUUUUCCAUUGCUAGCGUAAGGGUUUACUAUGACAGCUCUGGAUGCGUUAAACUCAAGUUCCGAAAGCAAUUACUGCCUUUCCCUCGUCUGUCUCUAGCUAGGGAGGAUGAAUCAUAGAGGAAGCAACUCCCGGGGUCCCGCAGUUUAUACUCCAGGCCAUUAAGCUUGCAUUGUGUUGGGGCUACCUGGGAUGGGAGGAUGUAAACUGGGGCCUCUGCGUAGCUGCUUCACAUCCCGUUUGGCUUCUCCCAUUCCUGGACCACCUCCUUCCAGGGACGGGCAGAGCAAGCAGCUGCAGGCUGCACUUGCUUCAGACACGUGAAAUUAAGCUGUCUGCACUCAGUGCUGAUACCUGAAGGUGAAGAAGCGUUACACAGGGGAGGAAAAAAACCCAACGCAUGCAAGAAUACUGUGCCAGAUGAACGGAAGAUCUACUUUAUAACUGAGGAAAGUACAUAAGCUUUCUCAAAGCUAGGAAGGGCAGUAUUAAUUAAUAAGUAACAUGCAAUAGAGUUAGAUCCGGUAGCUGCAAGUGGUUUUUGUCAACUUGCAAAUCCUUUAAGGGCUGAUUUCAACAUUACCUGCCGAGAUUUCCUUUGCACUUCAUCUGAGAAAGCUGUGCACAGAAUACAUUCACAAACACUGCAUUUUCAGAAAAUAUUAAUUUUCUAUGCAUUGUGUGAGUUCAGCAGUGUGUAUACAUGUUUUAUCCUCUUGAGUAUAUAUUAAUCUCCUUGCAUAAGAUGGCUAUCUUCAGUUUAGACUUCAAUGUUUGAAGAAGUCUGUCUGGGACAACUAAAUGAGAUUUACCUUAUUACGUGGAACAUUUUGCCCCGUUCUAUUUUCUAAAAGAAUCAAUUGUGUUUUGAUAAUUUCAAAAAUAAGGGACCUUAAUUUGAAGAAAUAUUAAAAUGAUAUAGCAGAUCUAGCAAAAUAUUUGUGAAAAGCUUACAAUGCCGUAGGCAUAAGGUUGUAUUGAAGAAAGUGGGGUUUAUUAAGAAACAAAGUCUCUCCUUUCCUUAUCCUAGAGAUAUGGGGAUGGGCAGGUUUGCUUUUUAAUUCCUGCAGGAGAAAAUACAAGCCAGUAACAAAAAUGUGAACAGGGCCUGCAGGAGCUAAAGCAGUUGCAUGAGGGAACUAAAUGGUAAUGCUUGGAGUGCACGGAGAGCGCUCCGUUCCUUUGUGUAAAGGAAAGCAAUUUUAUCCCUUACAGUCCUUUUAUUUGUAUGUAUAUGUAUAUAUAUUUAAAACACAAGUACCUGAAUUCUGUAUUGUAACAGUUUUGUUUCCUGAAAGUUUUUCUGAGUUCAGUUUUGUUCAAUAAUUUGUAGCUUUUAAUUAAGAAGGCUUGAUAUCUAUAAUAAUUUCAUCUCAUCAAAACCUGCAUAUUAAAUACUUUAUUUAUUAAAGAAGCUUUUUUUCACUGAAUGAAAUAAUUUGCCUGCUUUAGAUUUGGUUCUGCUCUGCGUGGGGAAAUGUUACAAUGCCGGAGAGUAGGGUAUCGCUGUCUAUUUUGCAUCAACAGUAACAUUUACAGUUAUCAAUAAACUUGUCUAUAUUUUAUUCUUGGUUUGGUACAAGCAGACAUACCAAAAAAAAGGAUGUAUUUUUAUAGUGGGCUUUUUAACAGUUUGCCUAUUAUUUAUGAAUUGGAAUACAAAAGCAUUACAGCUGACAGUGUUAAAUUUUCAAAAUGUACGGUUUUGUAAUCUUGAGCAUAUUAAUAGCAGGGAUUAAUAAAGAUCUAACACAGAGAGCGGAAA
Harpia harpyja (harpy eagle) is the source of this 4177-nucleotide messenger RNA. RefSeq names its product OTU deubiquitinase with linear linkage specificity like (gene OTULINL). The transcript has 8 exons. Gene Ontology annotation, biological process: protein linear deubiquitination. Gene Ontology annotation, molecular function: cysteine-type deubiquitinase activity. Gene Ontology annotation, cellular component: cytoplasm. The record is from RefSeq and is a predicted model, not a curated record. NCBI's taxonomy places the organism in Eukaryota, Metazoa, Chordata, Aves, Accipitriformes, Accipitridae. Bases 1007 to 2119 code for a protein of 370 amino acids.